This is a messenger RNA of Bombina bombina (fire-bellied toad), 1322 nucleotides long. It is a transcript of the gene GEMIN6, whose product is annotated as gem nuclear organelle associated protein 6. Gene Ontology annotation, molecular function: RNA binding. Gene Ontology annotation, cellular component: SMN complex; nucleus. The transcript has 3 exons. The coding region runs from base 148 to 654 and encodes 168 amino acids. The record is from RefSeq and is a predicted model, not a curated record. Gene Ontology annotation, biological process: spliceosomal complex assembly; spliceosomal snRNP assembly. Lineage: Eukaryota; Metazoa; Chordata; Amphibia; Anura; Bombinatoridae.
UCGCUAGUGGGAUGGAAAUGGAGGUGUCUGUAUGAAACGCGAAUUUGAGCGGGGCUGCGCUGCCUUUCAGUGUGAUUGUUACAUUCGUUAUAACGUCUUUCUUUUAGUGAUACUUUGCUGGGUGAUAGCAUACUGAGCAAAACUAAUAUGGCUGACUGGGUUAAUAAAACGCCUCUCGAGUGGCAAACCUUUAUCAACAAACAGGUGAAAGUCUUGGCUGAUGAGAGGAAUGAAUACCAAGGUUGGGUGAUUACAGUUGAUCCGGUGUCUGCCAGCAUUGUGCUGGUUAAUUUUCAAGAAGACCUAAAAACAUUGGUCCAGGUGAUCAUGGGGCAUGCAGUACAGCAAAUAGAAGUAUUAAAGGAAGCAGAUGACACAACCAGUGACAAACUUGCACGUGUCUUUGGACCUAGAGACGACACCGACUCCUACAGCAAAGAAGAUUUGGAAACAAAGAAACUUAAUUUAAAGACUUGGCUAGAGAAGAACAACAUCCCUGUUACUGCAAAAGACGAAUCGGAGAGGACAUUGUGUGUUGCUGGAGUGUUAACAAUUGAACCUCCAUAUGGACCGGACAACUGCUGCAGCACUAACGAAAUCAUUUUGUCCAGAAUUCAAGGACUUCUUCAAAGUUAUAUGAUUAGUCCACAAUAAACUAUGUUAGCACUAUAUGGUGUAUUAAAGGGACAUGAAACCUAAUUUUUUUUUCAUGAUUCAGACAGAAAAUGUCACUUUUAAACAGCUUUCUACUUUGUCUAUUUAAUUUGCUUCAUUCUUUUGGUAUUCUAAGUUAAAAAUCGUUCCUAGGUAGGCUUGGGAAGAUCAAUGCAUUACUGGGAGCUACCUAUUGAUUAGUGGCUGCACAUAAAUGUCUCCAUUGGUUCACCUGGAGUGUUCAGCGUAGCUUACAGAAGUGCAUAGCUGCUCCUUCAACAAAGGAUACCAUAAGAAUGAAGCACUUUUCCAAUGUAAAUUGGAAAGUUAUUUAAAAUCACAUUCUCUAUCUAAAUCAUGAAAAAAAAAAAUUGGGUUUCAUGUCCCUUUAAAGUUAAUAAUUCUAAGGGAUAUUCAGCUCAAAAUUGAAUCGUAAAAUGUUGUAUACAUUCAUUUUUCUUGCUUUUGCUGUAAAUAUCUCUGAAAAUUGUUUCAUUCCUCCCAGAGAACCUGGAUCUGUCCCUUUUUUAAGUAUACAAUUUGAGAAGUCAUACUAAAUUCCCCAUAAAAAGUAUACAUUCAUUAUUUUUAUUAAUGUAGUAACACAUUUAUAUCUGGACUGUUGGCCUCAGCAAAGGAGAUUAAAUAAAGAAUAUUUUGUAUAGAGA